AUGGACCAUCGCCAACAACAACAACAACAGCAGCAUAUCAACUUCAAUGUCAUACCAACAGAACAGCAGCAACAACAACCAACGCUUACUACUAAUCUCAACUCCAAUGUCGAUAGAAAAUUUGCAACGGCUUACGUGCGAGUUGUGGAGCAACCAGCCAGCAAAGCGCUUAGAUUUCGUUAUGAAUGCGAAGGCCGUUCUGCCGGCUCAAUACCGGGCGCACAUUCGACGCCGGAAAAGAAGACCUAUCCAACCAUCGAAAUUGUGGGCUAUCAAGGACGCGCAGUGGUGGUUGUCUCCUGUGUGACGAAGGAUGCACCUUAUCGCCCACAUCCACACAACCUGGCCGGCAAGGAGGGCUGCAAGAGUGGCGUAUGCACUUUGGAGAUAAAAAGCGACUCGAUGCGUUUGGAACUCAACAGUUUGGGCAUACAGUGUGUAAAGAAGAAGGACAUUGAAGCGGCGCUGAAGGCACGCGAGGACAUACGCGUUGAUCCGUUCAAAACUGGCUUCGCACAUCGCUUCCAGCCGGGCGCCAUAAAUCUGAAUGCGGUGCGUUUGUGCUUCCAGGUGUUCAUUGAGGGCGAAAAGGGACGCUUUACAGUUCCACUAAAACCUGUGGUGUCCGAGCCUAUCUACGACAAGAAAUCCAAGUUGGAUCUCGUCAUACAUCAAGUUUGCAGCUCGGCGACAGUUUUGGGUAAUACGCAAAUUAUGUUGCUCUGUGAGAAGGUUGCCAAAGAAGACAUUGCGGUGCGAUUUUUUGAAGAGCGAAAUGGUGUCACUGUUUGGCAAGCGUACGGCGAGUUUCAUCCCUCCGAUGUGCAUAAGCAAACUUCGAUACGACUUAAGACACCGCGCUACCGCAAUGUGGACAUAACAGAACCAGUCAAGCUGUUUGUACAGCUGAAAAGGCCUUCAGAUGGCGCUGUAAGUGAGCCGUGGGUAUUCAAAUAUGAACCGGUCGAUUCGAAUCCAGUGAUACUGAGGCGUAAGUGUCAACGGAUCGGUCUACGCCCAAUCGAACAACAACCACAACAACAGCAAAAGCAGGCAGGCGAUGCACGCUUGACGAAUUGGAAUAUACCAAACUUGCCAGAGAUUAAGGCGGAUAUCAAAGAAGACCAAAGAUCACCAAACAUUAAUCGCGGGGCUGCCGAGCUGACACCAUCUCCAGAACCGUUGUUGCCCGUGUUGAAUAACCUAAAUCAAUCAAAUUUACCCGCAGCCUACAAACCGAUUUUUCCGCCUGUUCCAAAUCAAUGUCAGCGCACUGCAGUUGCUGGUCGUGGCGGAGGCGGUGGCGAUCCAUCAAAUGCAGAGCUCACUCCCAUCACAGUUGAGAAGCAUAAUGAGAAUGGCGCCUAUGGAGGCAGCCAACAGCAACAGCACCCACAGCAGCUGCGUCCACCAGCGCCAAAUUACGCAACACAUCCUCUGCGUCAACAGCAAACGCUUCCAGAGCAGCCACCUAGCGAUCAGCGACAACAACACUAUCGGCAGCAGCAGCAACAGCAGCAGCAACAACAACUGCAGCAACAAAAACAAUAUUUCCAAGAGAAUCUGCUCAACAAUCCCAAUGUGGGCGUUUGGGAGGAGCAAUUUGCCAAUGUGUUGGCCUUUGCCGCCGCAGCAAUGAGUAAUUUCAAUGGCGGCAGCAAUCAGUUUAAUAUGCAGAAUUUAUUGGCCGCCACAGCGCCAAGUGCAAUGCAGCAUUCGCAAUGGAAUUUCCCCUUCAAUCAUGUGCCGCAGCGAACGCAAAACUAUCAGCAACAUUUGCAGUUGCAACAACCGACACAAUCGCAACAACCACAACAACAACCCCAUCAGCCAUUGCAAUCAUCUUUCGCACAGCAACCAAACGCUGGUGAUGAUGUCACAAUGAUGGCCACAGCCGAUGUGAAUAAUGCUGGUGCCGUUGGCGGUGGCAGUGGCGGUGGCGGAGGUGUUGGGAGUUGUGAGCGUGGCGCAACGAUAAGUAAUCUGUUGAACUUGGAUAGCGAUCAGCUGGUGCGCGUCAACCAGGAGGAGCAGCAAAUGUUUCGACUUACCAACGAGGAGCUGCAGCUCUCCAAUCUUACCAUAUCGGUGUAGAGACUUUGGGGAAUUGGAGCUAAUCAAAUCAAUUGUAUGUACUGAGAUGUAUGUAUGUUGCACAAAAGUAUUUCAUUUACCCUAC
Messenger RNA from Rhagoletis pomonella (apple maggot), 2179 nucleotides. Its product is annotated as embryonic polarity protein dorsal-like. The transcript has a single exon. Gene Ontology annotation, molecular function: DNA binding; DNA-binding transcription factor activity. Lineage: Eukaryota; Metazoa; Arthropoda; Insecta; Diptera; Tephritidae. Gene Ontology annotation, biological process: response to cytokine; cellular response to stress; canonical NF-kappaB signal transduction. The record is from RefSeq and is a predicted model, not a curated record. The coding region runs from base 1 to 2094 and encodes 697 amino acids. Gene Ontology annotation, cellular component: cytoplasm.